Messenger RNA from Megalobrama amblycephala (Wuchang bream), 2171 nucleotides. Its product is annotated as zinc finger protein 239-like. NCBI's taxonomy places the organism in Eukaryota, Metazoa, Chordata, Actinopteri, Cypriniformes, Xenocyprididae. The transcript is spliced from 2 exons. Gene Ontology annotation, cellular component: nucleus. The record is from RefSeq and is a predicted model, not a curated record. Bases 182 to 781 code for a protein of 199 amino acids.
UGUGACACACUUCCGGGUUGGCCGAGCUGCUUAGUUCCCGUUUUUUGCAGGAACGUCUACAGAAAAAGUCUGCAGGGUGUCGUCGAAUUUCUCUUCUUUUCCCAGCAGAAAACAAACUGUCUGAAAGUGUACAGUGCUGCUGCUCUGUAUAUACACAGGACAUCGCAAAGCCUAUAUAAACAUGCCCACCAUGGAUCAUAAAGAAGAAGAACAGGAAGAGAUGAAAAGGAGGACGACACUAAAAAAGAAUUCAGCGCACAAGCCUCAUUAUUGCUCAAAGUGUGGGAUGAGCUUCAGUGUGAAAACACGGUUCACGCGACACAUGCGCAUUCACACCGGAGACCAGCCCUACCGCUGCCCGCACUGUGACAUGUGCUUCAGAUCGCAAGAGAAUCUCUCUGAACAUGCACGCAAACACAGCGACGACAGACCUUAUCACUGCCAUCAAUGCGGCAAGGGCUUUGUACGACCAGGAAGACUUGAAAUCCACAGGAGAAUCCACACUGGAGAAAAGCCACAUCACUGCGCUCAGUGUGAGAAGAGCUUCAAGAGCACGGAGGAGCUGCAGAGCCACGCACUCAUACACGCGGCAGAAAGGAAUCACCACUGCUCUCAGUGCGAGAAAGGCUUCAGAAGAAAGGGUCAGCUGGUCAGACACAUGCGGAUACACACCGGAGAGAAACCCUAUAGAUGCACACGGUGCGAGAAGCGCUACUCACGGGCAGAACACCUCAGGGAUCAUCAGAUCAGAGCUCACCAAAACGACACACAAAUCCACUGAGAGUGUCCAAAGACCAAUGUGCAGCAGAGAAACCACAUGCGUGAGCCACUGACCUUUCACAAAUCAGAAUAGUGAAGAUUGUGGCACACAAUAGGGCUUUUCACACUGCGCUUAACCCCGGGUCUUCUUCGUUCUUAAAGGGUUAGUUGACCCAAAAAUGAAAAUUAUGUUAUUUAUUACUCACCCUCAUGUCGUUCUACACCUGUAAGAACUUCAUUCUUCUUCAGAGCACGAAUUAAGAUAUUUUUGAUAAAAUCCGAUGGCUCAGUGAGGUCUCUCUUGCCAGCAAGAUAAUUAACACUGUGUUCUGAAGAAGAACGAAGGUCUUAUGAGUGUGGAACGACAUGAGGGAGAGUAAUUAAUGACAUGAUUUUCAUUUUUGGGUGAACUAAUCCUUUAACACUGCUAUGUAAACAGGUUGUGUGCUGUGUUUAUCCAAAAAUGACACUGACACUGCAAAUAUGCAAAUAAGAACGUUAACCCUGGGUUUAGGAAUGUGCAAUGGGAAAAGUAGCCAGGAUUAAUUGUAAACCCCGGGUAAAUUAUGAGCAGUGUGAAAUGUGAAACAAAAUAACCCAGGAUUUAGAUUAACCAGGGUUUAGAAUGACCCAGGGUUAACAAUUUCAAGUGUGAAAAGCCCUAGUGUAGGGUUAACUGCCUAUAACUGUACUGUGAAACCUUUUACAAAUCACAAUAGUAAAAUUUGGCAGUCAUGGAAGAGUUAACUGUUCUUAGAACAUAUUUUUGUAUGGGGAUGCAAACUGUUCACUAGCACACUCAUUUUUAUUUCCUAUAUUUCAACAGAUGUCAGAUUGGCAAAGCUUAAAUGAGUGCAUGGGUGAAGAGUGGUGGGAGUUGGCAUACAAGUUGUUUCUUGAAAGCGAUCCAAAAGGGAUGAUUCUGAAUCAUUCUGAAUUAUAUUUGAAGGGCGAUAAAUGGAACGAUUAUGGAUUCCGCUACGACACACUUGUUCCUCCUACUGGGACAUUCCGUGAUGUUUCUAAAAAGGCUAUUUUGGUGGUGAUCUCAAGAGCAAGGAGAAUGAAUUGGCAUGAUUGGAAGGAUCUAGAUCGGCCAAUUUCUAAAUCUGAAGUACAGGAUCUGGACGAAAAGGACAAGAAACUUAUAAACUGUGUUAUUAACCUGAUCUAUACACAGGAUGGCACCCCUAGACCAUUUAAUAGAUACUGCUGAACAUUAUUGAUCAAUAGUGUCUGGCUCUGAACUAAAUAUAAUUUGCUUUACUAUAUUAGUAUGUAUGGUUAUUCUGUUGCAUGUUCUAAUUAAUUAAUUAAUUAUUAAAAAUACAUUUACUGAAUGUAUGAGACAGUAUUAUGGCUUUAAUGUUGUUAAAUGUUUAUAUUAAUAAAAUCUUAUUUCUUAAGCAACA